AUGGAGGGUAAAGUCAUUGCAAUAUCUGGUGGUGCAAGCGGGAUCGGGCUGGCAACAGCAAAGAUAUUGGCAAGCCGUGGCGCGAAAUUGUCUCUGGCAGAUUGGAACGAAGAGGCCCUGAAGGACGCUGUAAAGGGAUUUAAGUCUUCUGAAAUCCUAACCACAAAGCUGGACGUCAGAUCGUCCCAGGACGUCGACCAAUGGAUCGCGAAGACCGUUGAGCACUUCAGUCGCCUGGAUGGCGCUGCUAACUGUGCAGGCGUGUUUGGGAAGCAUGCAAAGAACGAGCCACUCGCACAUGUUUCGAACGAACAGUGGGACACGGCCAUUGGAAUCAACCUGACAGGGUUGAUGUACUGCGUUCGAGCCGAACUCCAGCAAUUUGAGAAGAAGGGCACUGGAGGCAGCAUCGUGAAUGUUGCAUCCGUAGCAGGUCUGCUGGGUUUGCCGGGCUCUGCGGCGUACACUGCUUCGAAACACGGAGUGGUUGGGAUGACAAGGGCUGCGGCCAAAGAGUACGGGCCCAAGGGAAUUCGAAUCAAUGCAGUGGCUCCAGGUGCCAUUUACACUCCGUUGAUGUUACAGUCGCAAGAAAUAAACAACGCAGGCAAGGAAUAUCCCCCUUUCGCGUCCCUGGGUCGGCACGGUCUGCCUGAUGAAGUUGCAAACAUGAUCGUUUUCCUGCUCGGCCCAGAAAGUUCCUAUGCAUCCGGAGCUGUCUUUACCAUCGAUGGCGCUUGGAACUGUUAG
Molecule: messenger RNA, 750 nt
Organism: Cladophialophora psammophila CBS 110553
Lineage: Eukaryota; Fungi; Ascomycota; Eurotiomycetes; Chaetothyriales; Herpotrichiellaceae
Exons: 2
Coding region: 1-750 (249 amino acids)
Molecular function (GO): oxidoreductase activity
Source: RefSeq, a predicted model, not a curated record